Messenger RNA from Paramacrobiotus metropolitanus, 1877 nucleotides. Its product is annotated as cytoplasmic dynein 1 light intermediate chain 2-like. The record is from RefSeq and is a predicted model, not a curated record. The transcript has 9 exons. Gene Ontology annotation, cellular component: cytoplasmic dynein complex; centrosome. Lineage: Eukaryota; Metazoa; Tardigrada; Eutardigrada; Parachela; Macrobiotidae. The coding region runs from base 174 to 1559 and encodes 461 amino acids. Gene Ontology annotation, molecular function: dynein heavy chain binding. Gene Ontology annotation, biological process: microtubule cytoskeleton organization; microtubule-based movement.
UUUGGUGAUUUUAAAUUUUUAGUUACAGUAGUCGUUUUGGUUGUGCGUGAAUGAGUUAUCAUUUAUGCACUUUUUUCUGCCAGAAACAGUCAGGCGCUAGCCCAUAGUAAUUAUUGUUCCUUAGAGUUGAUUCGUAAAGUUUGGGACGGCUAACUAAAUACUCGGAUCACACAAUGUUGACAACUUCCAUCAGCACUUCUAGCUCCAUGAAUACGCUGGCCGAAAAGAAGCCAGAAUCUGAAAAUCAAUGGUCUGCCAUUCUGAAUGAAGUACGCGCGAGCGCCACAAACCGUAUGGUGGAGAAAAACCUUCUAGUGUUGGGCGACAGAGAAACAGGGAGAUCUCAGUUGUUGGCUAAGCUUCUUGGUAAAGAUCAUAUUGCACCUUCCGGUGUUGGACUGGAACAUGUCUGCGUUCCUGUCAAAGAUGACGAACGCGAAGAUUCAACCCAGCUCAAUGCUUGGAUACUUGAAGAAGAAGAAUAUGCUCAGAAUUUGCUUCCGUUAGCAUUUAACGAAAAGAAUUUCGAUAAAACAGUUGUCUGGUUGGUCGUUAGUAUGACAAAGCCGUGGAACAUGAUACAGAGUUUGGAUAAAUGGAUGCGUAUUCUAUCAGCAGCAAUCGAUCAAAUGAAAAUUGACCCAGUUGUCCUGAAGCACCAUCGUGCAAAUGUGGAGAAGAUGUUCAAAGAAUAUGUGGAUCCUACCACGGCAAAGUCCAUUGGAGUUGACAAAGAUUCUGAUCUUCCUCUAGGAGAAAAUACUUUAAUUUGUAAUUUAGGAUUGCCGAUAAUUGUUGUUGUUACCAAGGCUGACCAUACAAGUGUAUUGGAAAAAGAAAUGGAUUACAGGGAAGAAAAAUUUGAUUUUCUUCAAAUGCAUCUCCGAACAUUGUGCUUGAAAUAUGGUGCAGCUCUUAUAUUUACAUCAGCCAGAGACAAUAAGAAUAUAAAACAUUUGCUUCGUUAUACGGCUCAUAUUCUCUAUGGAUUAAAAUUUGACGAAGAAGGCUUGGUUUUGGAUCGGGACUCUGUAUUCAUCCCGAUAGGAUGGGAUAACGAGAAAAAGAUCAACAUUCUAUAUGAUAAUCUGGGAGACAUUCAGCCCACUGAUCCCUUCGCUAAAAUCAUUACAGCACCCCCACCACUUGCUAAGCAUGGUGCUGCAGAUAUGGGAUCGCAAGCGGAAGAGGAUCAAGAAUUUUUGAAACGUCUACAACAUGCUUUGCAACAGCCGGUCCCAUCGCGGGUCGAAGGGUCUCCCGCACAGAAGCAGAUGCGGGCAUCGCCGGCACAAGCGUCUCCGAAGAAGACUGACGGUCCGCGUGGCAGCUUAGGUGCCGGCGGUGCGAAUGAAAGCGCAUUAACCAGCUUUUUCAACACACUGCUAAAUAAGAACAACAAGCCCGGUUCUCCUGCAGCGGCUGCAGCACGAACCAGUUCUCCAUCGAUGGCGCACGUGGAUGCCGCUUCGGAGUUGGAGCGACUGAGCAAAGGCCGACAAACGCCUCCUCCGACAUCCCAACAGCAACCGGAGAAUACCAAUCCCGAUAAUCAAUAGAAUCUGAUGUGACACUUUGCUAAAUAUCAACAAUGUCUCCAGUGUUUGCUUUGUAUCAUCUCCUGCGCUUCGGCUGCUUUGGUGGUGACCGAUAUGUUUCCUUAUUGCACGUUGAUCUUUUUGUAAGGUAUAAUGGGCAUUAGGCGUUGAACAUUUGGAAUUCAAAACGAUUUCUCCGGCAUGAUGACUUUUUAUUUGUAUUGAAAAUCACAAUUGUUACUUCUUUUAAAACAGAUUUUAACGCGGUUAUCGUUGUGUAGCACUUAAUUAAAACCGGAAGUAACGGCACAAAUGUCGCUCUGCAUUGGAGAACCGUGU